CAAAGAUCGAAACCAUACAGAUUCAGGAUAACAAACACAAGUCCUUUACUUGCAAGAUAGACAUCAAUUCAACUAUGCCUUUCUCCAAGGAAAACUGGUCUCCUCAGGAUGCCAUGAAAGCUUACUUGCAUGCCCUUCAGCUGAGGAAGCAAUGUGCUUCAUCAAUCAUAGAACCCAAAUCAAUGGAGCUGGUGGCAGCAUUGGCAGCAGGCAAGAGAUCAAAGCUAAUGGUGGAGAUCACUUCCUCACCAAAUGUCAUCACCCCACUGACAAUGGCACUUGCUGUUGCAGCAAAGCAAACAGGAGGGAAAGUAGUUCUUUACAGUACUAAUCUCAACAAUAUUCCUUCUUCAUCAUCAUCAUCAUCAUCAACUCAUUUGGAGUCAAUGGAGCUUGGAGAUGUAGUAGUGGAGCAUGUUUCUAGUAGUGAUGGUGGCUUGGGUCUCAAGAAAUACAAAAGGGUUGAUUUUGCUGUGGUGGAUGGGGAUGUAGAGCAUCAUGUGGAGCUCUUGGGGUUGCUUGAUGUGAACCCAAUUGGGUCAAUGAUUGUGGGCCAUAACUUGGAUAGGAAGAAAGGGAAGGGUGGUUACAAAGGUGGUUGUUCUUCUUUUGGGGAGGCUUUGGGGAGGAACAAAGAAGGUUGUUAUUUUGUGAGCUUGCCAAUUGGGGAUGGUGGGAUGGAGAUGGCAAGACUUGGUGGUGGUGGUGGGUGUUGUGGUAAUGUGCCUGUUGGGAUUGGGAGGAAGUACAAGAGGUUCCAUGUCACAUUUGAGGAGUGA
This is a messenger RNA of Linum tenue, 779 nucleotides long. Lineage: Eukaryota; Viridiplantae; Streptophyta; Magnoliopsida; Malpighiales; Linaceae. The record is from the annotation of a GenBank genome assembly.